CACAUAUGCAUGUAAUCCAAGGGGAUUUCAUUCUAAAAAUGUUACUAAACCCCGGACCCUGCAUUCACUAUAUCUGGUCUCCCACAGACCCUGCAUUCACUAUAUCUGGUCUGCUACAGUACAUACAACAUGGAACUGCAAUUAUUUUAGUAAAUAUAAACUGCUAAAUACCUUUUCUCAUCAGCAGUUAGAGCAGUCUUGUGACUUCUAUCAGUGUCUAGCAGUGCACUGGUUAAAGCUUGUAGGAGGAGUUUUCAUUCUCCCCU
This is a messenger RNA of Staurois parvus, 266 nucleotides long. NCBI's taxonomy places the organism in Eukaryota, Metazoa, Chordata, Amphibia, Anura, Ranidae. The record is from the annotation of a GenBank genome assembly.